Messenger RNA from Symbiodinium sp. CCMP2456, 501 nucleotides. The record is from the annotation of a GenBank genome assembly. Lineage: Eukaryota; Dinophyceae; Suessiales; Symbiodiniaceae.
AUGUCGGCCGGUGAUCGGCAGCGGUUGGUUGAGAAUUUGAGCAGGAUUACGCCAUUACGCCGGUGUGCCUAUCUCAACAUGAUUUUACUGGGGCCGCUCUUACAAUCGCUGCGGAUGCAGUGUGGGUCUCCUGGCGGAAAGCCCUCGGCAAGGACGCCAUGCAGCGAAAGUGAGGAAGAACGUCAUCCAAGCCAAAGGAGGCAUGCGACGUCUAGCAGAAGAAGUGGAGGACGUGACGAGUCUCUUUUGGGCACAAUCGCCGCCUUCAGACGGAUAUCGGGCUUGAUAUCGGGACUUCGUUUCGCGGGCAGGCCGAAUCCAAGACGGCCUGUUUUGAGGCAUCGUGGGCACGAGAAGGAGGGUCCGCCGGACAAGCGGUUGAAGCGUUCCUUGUGUGAUGCCGGGAGAAUAAAUGCUCAUUCUCGGCGGAGGAGGGCCGCUGUGCCCAUCGUUGUCCUGGCCGCUGGAAGGAGGAUCACGGUGCUGACUUCUCUCUCGUGA